Tarenaya hassleriana is the source of this 1515-nucleotide messenger RNA. Its product is annotated as telomere repeat-binding factor 1-like. NCBI's taxonomy places the organism in Eukaryota, Viridiplantae, Streptophyta, Magnoliopsida, Brassicales, Cleomaceae. Gene Ontology annotation, molecular function: double-stranded telomeric DNA binding. The coding region runs from base 195 to 1106 and encodes 303 amino acids. Gene Ontology annotation, biological process: nucleosome assembly. Gene Ontology annotation, cellular component: nucleosome. The record is from RefSeq and is a predicted model, not a curated record. The transcript is spliced from 8 exons.
GAUGUGUUGUGAAGUGAUUUUUUUCCCCUUCUGUUUCUUUGUUCGCUAGUAACCCUAAAUUUUUGGGGAAGAGACUGGAACCGAAUCAAACCAAAAAAAAAAAACUAAAGAGGACAUUUUCUUCGCGUAGUUACCACUACGAUCGACUUUUCUCUGCCCGAAUUGAAAUUCCUGCAUUGCACCUGCAAGUCCUAAUGGGUGCUCCUAAGCAGAAAUGGACAUCAGAAGAAGAAGCAGCCUUAAAAGCUGGUGUUAUAAAGCACGGUGCUGGUAAAUGGCGCACGAUACUCAAAGACCCUGAAUUUAGUGGCGUCUUAUACCUGCGAUCCAAUGUUGAUCUCAAGGAUAAAUGGAGAAAUAUGAGUGUCAUGGCAAAUGGAUGGGGAUCGCGUGAAAAGUCUAGGUUAGCUGUUAAAAGAAUAGUGUCUCUUCCCAAACAUGAAGAAAACCCCCUUAGUAUCACCACUACCAUGCAAAGCGAUGAAGAAAUAGCGGAUCCUAAGCCUAUUUUCUCUAUUGGUUCUGCACUGCAAAUAGCUGCUGCUCCAAGGAGACCAAAUGUAAGGCUGGACAACCUUAUAAUGGAAGCAAUAACUACACUAAAAGAGCCCGGUGGUUCUAAUAAGACAACAAUUCAUGCAUACAUUGAGGAACAAUAUCAUGCUCCUCCGGACUUCAAAAGAUUGUUGUCUUCCAAGCUGAAAUACUUGACAACUUGCGGUAAACUUACGAAGGUUAAACGCAAGUAUAGAAUUCCGCUUACCACACUGUCUCACGAUAGGAGACGGAACUUAAAGACUUUUACAGGAAGGAAAAGGAUUUCGUCUGUGACUUCUCCUAGGACAGACCGGGAUGAAGUGAAUAUUCUGACGAGAUCUCAGAUUGAUUUAGAGUUGGCCAGAAUGAAAAGCAUGGACGUUCAGGAGGCCACAGCAGUAGCCGAACGGGCAUCAGAUAUGAUUUGGUUUCUGAUUGCAGAGGCUGAGGAAGCAGCUAUGGAAGCUGAUGCAGCAGAAGCUGAUGCCGAGGCAGCUCAAGCUUUCGUUGAAGAGGCUUUUAAGACAUUGAAAGGAAGAAACACCUCCAAAGUGAUGAUCCGGGCAUGAGGUCGACAUGAGAAGGCAUUGAUGGAUGGUAAAGCCAAGGAACUAGCUAGUGAGCAUGACGCGUACAAUUGUAGUAGAUACAGAAGACAAUCGUAGCCAACGUGAGGUAAUGAAAUGAGAGUAAAGUUUUAGAAUCUGCCUUCAUUAGUUUUUUUUUUCAAUCGCAUCAUCCUUUUUUUUGUCAGCUAAUUUCCCCUCCAUUUUAUUUUUUUUUUCCUCUUUAGUCUCCUUAGGUUUGUAAACUUUCAGUGAGAAUUGCAGGAAUGGAUGUUCGAUUUUUAGAUUGUUUUCAACCAAAUACAAUGGAGUUCUUGUAUCUGCUUAUGUUUUAUUUUUUGCGGUCGAUCUCAAAUAAAUUUAUUUGGGAUCAAGAAGAUGAUGCUGUUGUUAGUUUUGAUAUUUCAUUUUA